UCCCACAGUGACCAAAGACAGGACAGGGGUGUGGUGGCUUGUGAAGGAUCAACAUACUGAAGAGGAAUUUUUCCACCAGAAGAGGUUUUACCCCCAAGAACCAUGUGAGGAAACCCAAAGCUGUAAACUUGAAUAAUUGACCAUCUUCCUUUCUGAAGUUAUAUGGAAAUUCUUCAAAAUCUCAACCUUGCAUCUUGGUGGGGCAAGGCUGUUUGAAGAAACAUGGUGAACUAUUACAAAGUACUAGGGGUGCCACAUAACGCGUCCUCCUCAGAUAUUAAGAGAGCUUUCCAUCACCUGGCUCUGCAGGUGCAUCCAGACAAGAACCCAGGGGACAAGGAAGCAGCUGAGAAAAAAUUCAAACAAGUAGCAGAAGCCUAUCAAAUCUUAUCCGAUGCCAAGAAGCGAAAGGACUAUGACAGGUCCCGAUGGAACCGGAACAAAGUGGAAAUCAGAGGUGAUGGCCAUGACAAAGGGGAGGUCAUCAGAGGUGACGGCAGAGACGAAACCAAUUGGGAAGAAGAAAUAUGCUCUCGGAAGCCACGCCACACCUUCCAGAAGGUCGUCGAAGAUGAAGACCUCUUUUCAGGGGACUGUUUAUUUGCUGGCCCCAUGACUCGGACCAGAAGAGCCUCCUCCACUUUCUUUACUGUCACCCCCAUCAUGGACACAGGAUUUUCUACUUUUGGGUCUCGAGGAUCCAGAUCUAAUCCUGAUGACCUUGAAACAUUUGUACCAUUUGUAAGCCAAGGAAUGGGAAAGUUCAGACUCAUCAACACUUGUAGCAAGAUAGUGAAUGGUAAGAGAAUUGUCACAAAGAGAGUUGUAGAGAACAUUCGAGGACCAAAGAAAAUAGAGAAGGAACUGCUAUUUCGUCAGAAUCCUCCACGUGAUUGGAAAUUGAUGGAAAAUCCCUGCUCUUGAUGACGAGAAAUGACGUGUUGACAGGACUUCAGUUAAAACUGGGGCCUGCUCUGAAAAUCUAUGAGUAUCAUGUAAAACCUCUUCAGACCAAGCAUUUAAAGAACAGCUCUUCAUAGUAAAAUCAAACUGAGGUCUUGGUCCUCAGAAAAAAAUACACAGUGUUGUAAUUUAGUUUCAUGUUGUGAAACUCUGCAAACAGAAUACAUAGAUGUGUGUAUGUAAAGAA
Molecule: messenger RNA, 1150 nt
Organism: Mastomys coucha (southern multimammate mouse)
Lineage: Eukaryota; Metazoa; Chordata; Mammalia; Rodentia; Muridae
Product: dnaJ homolog subfamily B member 6-like
Exons: 2
Coding region: 223-924 (233 amino acids)
Biological process (GO): protein refolding; positive regulation of proteasomal ubiquitin-dependent protein catabolic process
Cellular component (GO): endoplasmic reticulum membrane; cytosol
Molecular function (GO): ATPase activator activity; Hsp70 protein binding
Source: RefSeq, a predicted model, not a curated record